Salarias fasciatus (jewelled blenny) is the source of this 3203-nucleotide messenger RNA. RefSeq names its product nuclear factor of activated T-cells, cytoplasmic 1. The coding region runs from base 52 to 2871 and encodes 939 amino acids. Gene Ontology annotation, cellular component: transcription regulator complex. Gene Ontology annotation, biological process: regulation of transcription by RNA polymerase II; cytokine production; calcineurin-NFAT signaling cascade. Gene Ontology annotation, molecular function: transcription factor binding; DNA-binding transcription factor activity, RNA polymerase II-specific; RNA polymerase II cis-regulatory region sequence-specific DNA binding. The record is from RefSeq and is a predicted model, not a curated record. NCBI's taxonomy places the organism in Eukaryota, Metazoa, Chordata, Actinopteri, Blenniiformes, Blenniidae. The transcript has 10 exons.
GGUGUGACACUCGGUCCUGUGAGCUGGAGAAAGUUGCGUGUCGCUUGUUGAAUGCAGGAUUUCUACAGCCCGUGCGCUCAUUCCAACUUCAGCUUUGGAGCCGCAGCCAAGGAGCGGACACUCCAGCUUCUCAACUCUCUCACCGCCGACAUGAAGUCUGCAGAAGAAGAUGCAUACAGCUACACACCAAACGUGAGCCUGUCCCUUCCGCUCGGUAUGGGCAACCCCUGCCUGGCCACGCAGUACCACACCUUGCAGUCAAGCCCGGUCAUCUCGGUCUCGUCUUGCCAUCAGACGAGCUACGGCUUCCAAAAUGACAACCACGCGGCAUCGGGCUAUUACCUGCCACACGGCGUGAGACCCAACGGGGCCCCGGCUCUGGAAAGUCCUCGCAUCGAGAUCACGGCGUACAGCCAGUACCCAGAAGACGAGGAGAACAGCAGCACGGAGGACCACGUCAUCAAACGAGGCGUCAACUCCAUCGUCACGCUCACGCUGCCCAACGCAGACGGCUACCGCGAUCCCAGCUGCCUCAGUCCCGCCAGCAGCAUCUCCUCGCGCAGCUGCAACUCCGAGGCCUCGUCCUACGAGUCCGGCUUUUACAACUACGACAACUCCCCGCAGAACUCCCCCUGGCAGUCACCUUGUGUGUCUCCCCGAGGGUCGUCUUCGCUUCUGUCGUGCCCACACGCCAGUGGCCCCGCAGGCUCCCCUCGCCACUCGCCCUCCACCUCCCCUCAGAUAGGAGCCAUGGCAGAAGAAGCCUGGCCGGCGCAGCCUCGUGGCUCCAGGCCCAACUCCCCGUCCUGCAGCGGAGGCAACGGAGGAGGCAGCUGCGGCGGCGGCGGUGGCGGUGGCGGCGGCAUGGGGAAGAGAAAGUACAGUUUUAACGGCACUAACUUCCGUCAGACGUCGCCCAACCAGUCGCCGACCCCGUCUCCACAUGGCUCCCCCAGGGUCAGCGUCACCGAUGAGAACUGGCUCGUCAACACCAACCAGUACACCAACUCCGCCAUUGUGGCCGCCAUCAAUGCUCUGACCACAGACGGAGUGGUAGACAUGGGCGAGGGAAUCCCAAUCAAGACCAGGAAGACCAUGCUGGACCACUCCCCCUCCAUGAGUCUGAAGAUGGAGCCUGGUGGCGAGGAGCUGAGUCCGGAAGGAGAGCUCUGCCACGAGGACUACCCAUCCCGAAUGGCCCUCAAGAAGGAGAACUACUGUGGAGGAUUCCUGGAUGUGCCCCAGCAUCCGUACUCCUGGUCCAAACCCAAGCCUUACCUCAGCCCUUCCCUGCCAGCGCUCGACUGGCAGCUUCCGUCCUGCUCUGGACCGUACAACCUCCAGAUCGAGGUGCAGCCAAAGUCCCACCACAGGGCCCAUUACGAGACCGAGGGCAGCCGCGGAGCCGUCAAGGCGCUGUCCGGAGGACACCCCGUCGUGCAGCUUUAUGGCUACAUGGAGAGCGAGCCGCUCACCCUGCAGCUGUUCAUCGGGACCGCAGACGACCGCCUCCUGCGCCCGCAUGCCUUCUACCAGGUCCACCGCAUCACCGGCAAGACCGUCUCCACCGCCAGCCAUGAAGUCAUGCAAUCCAACACCAAAAUCCUGGAGAUCCCUCUGCUGCCUGAAAACAACAUGAGAGCCAUAAUCGAUUGCGCAGGAAUCCUGAAGCUGCGCAACUCAGACAUCGAGCUUCGCAAAGGAGAGACGGACAUCGGGCGCAAAAACACCCGGGUCAGGCUGGUGUUCCGGGUCCACAUCAACCAACCCAACGGCCGGACGCUGUCCCUGCAGGCCGCGUCCAACCCCAUCGAGUGCUCCCAGCGCUCGGCUCAAGAGCUUCCCUUGGUGGAGAAGCAGAGUGUGGACAGCUACCCCGCCACCGGAGGCAAGAUGAUGCUCCUGUCCGGCCUCAACUUUCUCCCCGAGUCCAAGGUGGUGUUCGUGGAGAAGGCCCAGGAUGGCCAUCAUCUGUGGGAGACGGAAGCCAAAGUUGACAAGGACUCCGUCAAAUCUAGCGCCCUUGUCGUGGAGAUCCCUCCCUACAGAAACCAGAGAAUAUCCAGCCCGGUGCACGUCAACUUCUACGUCUGCAACGGCAAGAGGAAGAGGAGCCAGUACCAGCGCUUCACCUACCUGCCUCCCAACGUGCCGAUAAUAAAGACAGAACCCAAUGAUGAAUAUGAUUCUCUGGGGACUGUGGGGCUGUCCAUGCACUCAAAGCCCUACUACAGCCAGCCCAGGCUCACUCCCAUCAUGCCCGUGGCCGAUCCUGAUGCCUGCCUGGUGGGUGUCUAUCCUCCCUGUGCACCGCGCCACGCCGCCAUGCCGUCGUCAUCGCCCAGCUCCAGCCCCACCCUGCACGACCUGUCCCCAGUGGCAUACAGCAAGUGCCUCCCCAACAGCCCGAAUCAGGCGGCGCCGACGGGACCCGGGGUGCCCCUCGUUCAGGAAAGCCCCGGCCGCCCCAACCUUACCCAGACACCGUCGCCGGACCACAGCGCCUCCCUAGGGAUGUUUCACUCCCAGGGCAGCCCCAGUCACCUCAACAGCCCCGGACCACACGGAUACCAUCCAAUCUAUGCCAACAGCAGCCCGUCGUCCUCUCCGGUGUCCCACCCGUCCACUCCCGGCGGGCCUGCAGAAAGCCCGUUUGUUCCGGUCUACAGCCCCGGUCAGGCACAAGCAGCAGCCAGUUCAGCCCAGGCUGGAGGGAGCUCACCUAGUCUACUACCCGAGGAGGCCAGCCCGCCUUCAAUGGCCGUCACGGUCAAGCAGGAGCCCCAAGAGCUGGACCAGAUGUACCUAGAUGACGUUAACGAGAUCAUCAGGAACGACCUCUCCAGCAUCUCGGUGCACACCCAUGCAUAGACAUUCAGAUGUCUUCUACAGCAGCACACACUCACCUAAACACACCCAACACGCACACACAUAUGAGCACACACAUACAGGAGCCAAGGAGAAGAGGACGGCAAAAGCCGGAGAUCCAGAUAAUGAAGAAUGAAGUUUUUGACCAGGAUCUCCAACUCCAUCACCGUUGUCAUCCUCUUCUCUCCAAGACUCGCUGCAGACUCACACUGACAAUCACUGGCAAGCUCCGUUUCAAUAAAUGUGUUGUAUUUACAAGAGAUUUAAAACAAGACAAAAAAAAAAAGAAAAAAAAAAAAGGGAAGUGCUAUCAGGGGCAACGUAUACAACUACAC